Messenger RNA from Nematocida ausubeli, 1236 nucleotides. RefSeq lists its product as uncharacterized. NCBI's taxonomy places the organism in Eukaryota, Fungi, Microsporidia. The coding region runs from base 1 to 1236 and encodes 411 amino acids. The transcript has a single exon. The record is from RefSeq and is a predicted model, not a curated record.
AUGGACAACGUAGUUUUAGCGUGCAACAAGCUGUCAGUCAGCACACUGCCAAGUGUCUUCAAGGAAAUAGAGAAAUUAUACGAGAAAAACAGCAAGACAACAGCAUCUGCAAUAAUUAGAAUCUUGUCGCAGACAGAAAUAGAAAGUAAUUUACUUGCAAUUUCAUCACUUCUGAAGCUAAUAUACUCUGCCUUGGACAAGUCAAUUGUUGAAGAAAUAAUAGCAAAGGUAGAUGACCUAAGCUUAUACUGCUACAUAUUCAACUACGGCAUGGUGGAUGAUGCAUUCAUAAACACGAAAGUGCAGGGCCUUUUAAAGCGCAACGACAUGCUCUCUGUUCUGCGAAUAUUGCAGAUGUGUAGUAGUGGGUUGGAUGCAUCCACUCUCUCUUUGAUUGAUGCUGGCACUGCCUCUGUGAUAUCUAAGCUAGAGAAGGAAGAAGAAUCUGAGCCUAGUGUUCUUUUGAGAUUUAUUAAAGAGUCUGUUAAGAUGAUUAAAAAUGGUCGUAACCCAUAUAGAAACUAUCUCCAGGAAGAAAUGAACAGUGUAAAAUCGACCAUAGCAGGGAUUCUCUCUAGGUACACGCACACAAACACAGAUGUCAUUAGCACAGCCACAGACGCAGAUGAAGUGGUUGCUGUAAAGUACGGCAUGAAUACAUCACUAAAGAAAAAGAUAUUUAGCAUAAUCACCACAAGCACAGACUACUACGAGGCACAAAGAGCACUCUACAAGCAAAUAAUAAGAAAAGUAUGGCACAUUGAAGAAAUCUUCAAAGUGGCAAUUCGCCUGUGCAUUGCAGAGAACACAUUUAAUGUCUACUACCCUACAUUAGUACAGUCUAUCUAUAACAGCUGCACAGGAAGCCACAAAGGAGCUGCAAUGGACUAUUUAUACCACGCAAUUGAAGAACACGUGAACACACUUUCCAAAAAAACCAUCAAAGAAAUAUACAAUCUGGGCAUGGCAAUAGGAUACUUCUAUGGGCAUGAAAUGAAUGUGGUAAAACCAUUGGUUAUCCUUACUGUUAUAGGGAAGAAAGAGAGUGUCUUAAUUAAGGUCACUAUGAAAAAUAUUUUGGGACUGUACAGGCAGAAAAAGAUCAAAAAGGCAAGAAGAUUGAAAGAGACAGAGACUUUUAGAACAUUCUUCAUGAAAAGCCUGAUAGACGGGUCCUUUCUGAAGGAAUCAGAUCAGCAGGACUUGGAGUUGCUGUAUGGCCUUAUGUUUAUAUAA